This is a messenger RNA of Haliotis rubra (blacklip abalone), 906 nucleotides long. RefSeq lists its product as uncharacterized. The record is from RefSeq and is a predicted model, not a curated record. The coding region runs from base 57 to 863 and encodes 268 amino acids. The transcript is spliced from 3 exons. NCBI's taxonomy places the organism in Eukaryota, Metazoa, Mollusca, Gastropoda, Lepetellida, Haliotidae.
AACGGAACAAGUGUGACCAUUGUUAGUAUUGCAAGGAGGCGCCACAAGGAUACACCAUGUGGUACGCUUGGGCUCUGCUGUUGUCAUGCCUCUCACAAGUAACGAGUAUAACUUUGUGGAAGCAAAAUAGUUUCACCGAGUCUCGUUUCUUGGAUGACUGGAAUGUGGACAGUAGCCGUGACUUUGGGGAUGAGUCGAUGUCCGUCGUUGACGAUCCUGGUAAUACGUCAUCUAGGAAGAAAGUCCUGAGAAUCUUCUACAAGGAAGGUUCCUACUCCGGAUCCGGUGAUUACAGGGGAGCCCAGUUUUACUCCAGACCCAUCUCCCCUCGAAGCUGUCUCACCUUGGACUACAAGAUCUACUUCGCGAACAAUUUUGAUUUCGUAAAAGGGGGAAAGCUGCCUGGUCUCUGGGGAGGGAACCUAGAUUGUUCCGGAGGAAGAAACGCCGACAAUUGUUUCUCCACCCGAUACAUGUGGCGAUCAGGCGGUGAUGGUGUCGUGUACGCCUACAUUCCAGACAGUCAGAAGACCGGUUUCUGUGACAGAAACCACGUCCACUGUAAUUAUGACUACGGCCAUGACCUAGGAAGAACGUGGGCGUUUAAGACUGGGGAAUGGCAGAAAAUCAGGCAAACAGUCAAACUCAAUUCUCCUGGCCAACAAGAUGGGGUUUUGACGGUCAAAUUUAACAGAAAGAAGGUGUUGCAGAUGAAGGAAUUGGUCUUUCGGGAGUCUGACAACAUCGAAAUUGAAGGGAUCUUCUUCUCCACUUUCUUCGGAGGAGGAAGUCCAAGCUGGGCGACGCCUGUAGAUACCUACACUUACUAUAAGGACUUCAAGCUGUCUGACCGAGGCUGCUAAGGUAUUGGCGCUUUGAAAUAAAAUAGAUCUUCGGUUAAAACAA